AUGCUUGAAAUUGCUGAUUUUGAGAAUAUAGUUACUAGCCUAGGUCAAGAUAAAGUAGAUAAUAUGGAUUGGGAUUUAAUAUAUAGUAGAUGGGUCGAACAAAAUGGUUCACUUCGUACAAAAAAACAACUUCAAGAAAAAUGGCGAAAUUAUUUAAAAGUUGAUGUCAAGCUAAAUGAUGGAGAAAGAUUUGUAUUUAGCCGAGAACAAGUCAAUUAUAUUAUGGAGCAACGUAAUUGUCGUAAAAGAGGUUGGUCCGAAAUAAGAGAAGAUUUAAAUAAAGAACCAUCUAUGACUGUGAAAACAACCCCAAAUCGAGUGAAGAAUGCAUACCAUAAUGAGACUAAGAAACGACUUAGGCUUGAGAGACAAAAUCUACCAGUAAAUAAUGAAAUGGUAAAGGCAGUUUCUAAUGUAGAUAGCAGAGCGACAGAGUCCUAUGGAGAUAGUGAAGCGACAGUAGAUAGUGAAGCGACAGAUUCUACCGAUGACAAAGGACCCGACUGA
This is a messenger RNA of Scutellospora calospora, 507 nucleotides long. Lineage: Eukaryota; Fungi; Glomeromycota; Glomeromycetes; Diversisporales; Gigasporaceae. The record is from the annotation of a GenBank genome assembly.